AUGAUCGGCGUGGUUCGAAGCCGUCUCCACCUGAAGUCUAACGAUACUCUGGCAGAACUCCUCCUGUUCUCCGCAUACAGAUCUCGGCUCGGCAAGCACAUCCUCGGAUCAUCAGAUGGCUUCAUGUGA
This is a messenger RNA of Phytophthora nicotianae INRA-310, 129 nucleotides long. RefSeq lists its product as hypothetical. The record is from RefSeq and is a predicted model, not a curated record. Lineage: Eukaryota; Oomycota; Peronosporomycetes; Peronosporales; Peronosporaceae. Bases 1 to 129 code for a protein of 42 amino acids. The transcript has 3 exons.